Rhodofomes roseus is the source of this 937-nucleotide messenger RNA. RefSeq lists its product as uncharacterized. The transcript is spliced from 2 exons. The coding region runs from base 190 to 849 and encodes 219 amino acids. The record is from RefSeq and is a predicted model, not a curated record. NCBI's taxonomy places the organism in Eukaryota, Fungi, Basidiomycota, Agaricomycetes, Polyporales, Fomitopsidaceae.
CUCUAGUCUAAGCUCGCCGGUCAUUCAGCUCGACAUCCCGCGGCUCGACAGUCAGCAUGGCACUACAGGCCCCGUCCUCCGCAUCGAGCUCUCAGCGAAAAGUAAAGCAUAUCCGGAUGCCGGGGUCGUCCCGGCGGCCAGCAAGCUGCAAGAUGCCGUGCGCCCGGCGAACUGCGCCCAAAGAGGGUUAUGCGCAUGAGGCAUGUCCAUCCCGCAACACGGGAUAGCUCAACAAGAGCGCGGUCGAACGAACGACCGGCGCAGAUUUCUGUUGGUGGCGUCGUACCACUGCGCCUCCGAGCCCCGAGCCCGCAUCACCCCAUGCAGCCAAGCCUUCGAGGGUUGUUGUCACGCCAGUUGUACCCCGAUUCCGGCCCAUUCACUGCCGCGGUAUGCCGGCGGUGCGUGCAGGCUGCGGGCGACCGCCACCAUUACGCGAUGGCUUCCACGGUCCGCCGUCGGACGUGCGCUGGCGCGGGACUCGACACGCGGCGGGCGACGCGCGAACGACGCGGCGACACGAUGCAGCGCGGCGCCUGCUUACCAAUGCGGGCAGCGAGGUCGAAGGCGGGCGGGCUGCGCUCGAGACCGGUCUGUGCGGAGGGGUCGAGCCCGCCGUGGCAUCGCACAGGAAGGAGCAAGGAAGCGAUCGAGUGCCUGGCCAGUCUGUUGCUUAAUGAAGCCAGCGUGUCUGCCUCCGAGACCCACCUUCCGCUGUGCGGGCGAGGAUCAGGGUUCAAAUGUUCACCGGCUGGGGACCCUGCGGCGAUCGAUUGGGGGUGCAUGCAUAUACACGCAUCCAUUGUGAUCGCGGCGCGCGCAGCUGGGAAAGGCUUGUCGUUUGCAUGAGGUCAUCCGCACCGUGUGCUCGCUUGUCUCUCCUCCUGCGGACAGGCAAAGGGGGCGGAACGCUUUCGACAAGGGCCCCAUCGCUCGU